Molecule: messenger RNA, 6054 nt
Organism: Chelmon rostratus (copperband butterflyfish)
Lineage: Eukaryota; Metazoa; Chordata; Actinopteri; Chaetodontiformes; Chaetodontidae
Gene: arrb2a
Product: arrestin, beta 2a
Exons: 16
Coding region: 191-1414 (407 amino acids)
Biological process (GO): signal transduction; positive regulation of ERK1 and ERK2 cascade; G protein-coupled receptor internalization
Cellular component (GO): cytoplasm
Molecular function (GO): angiotensin receptor binding
Source: RefSeq, a predicted model, not a curated record
GCUUUUGCGGAAGCCAGAGAAGCCGAGGCGGCGCUAAAUCAAAUUAGCAUACUAACUAGUUAGCUCUGCGCCGAUGUGGAUGGACGGGUGAACGGAGCUUCCUGAAGAAAUACACAUCUUCUAAAAUCAAGACACCGCCGAUUCCGGGCUCAUUUUGUUGGGAUCUUGCUGCCGUCCGCCUGCCGAGGAGAUGGGGGACAAGGCGGGCACCAGAGUUUUCAAGAAGUCGAGCCCCAAUUGUAAGGUGACAGUUUACCUGGGAAAGAGAGACUUUGUGGAUCACCUGGACCACGUGGAUCCAGUAGAUGGAGUGAUCCUCGUUGACCCCGAGUAUCUGAAGGACAGGAAAGUCUUCGUCACACUGACCUGUGCGUUCCGAUAUGGUCGUGAGGACCUGGACGUGCUGGGUCUGUCUUUCAGGAAGGAUCUGUACAUCUCCACCUUCCAGGCCUUCCCUCCGGUGCCUGAGGAGCGGAAACCGAACAGCCGGCUGCAGGAGCGGCUGCUGAAGAAGCUCGGCCAGCAUGCACACCCCUUCUACUUCACUAUUCCUCAGAACCUCCCAUGUUCAGUCACUUUACAGCCCGGCCCAGAGGACACUGGGAAGGCCUGCGGUGUUGACUUCGAGAUCAGAGCUUUCUGUGCCAAGUCAAUAGAAGAGAAGAUUCACAAGAGGAACUCGGUGCGUCUGGUCAUCAGGAAGGUUCAGUACGCUCCGGAGAAGCCUGGCCCUCAGCCAAUGGUGGAGACGACCCGCAGCUUCCUGAUGUCUGACAGAUCCCUACACCUGGAGGCCUCUCUGGACAAGGAGCUGUAUUACCACGGAGAGCCCAUCAGCGUCAACGUUCACGUCACCAACAACUCCACCAAGACCGUCAAGAGAGUCAAGAUCUCCGUGCGUCAGUAUGCAGACAUCUGCCUGUUCAGUACUGCCCAGUAUAAAUGUCCAGUGGCUCAGCUGGAGGCAGACGACCAGGUGUCAUCCAGCUCCACCUUCUGUAAGGUGUACACUCUGACCCCGACGCUCGACAAGAACAGAGAGAAGAGAGGACUCGCUCUCGACGGCAAACUCAAACAUGAAGACACCAACCUGGCCUCCUCCACCAUUGUGAAGGAUGUCACCAACAAGGAGGUUCUGGGGAUCCUGGUGUCCUACAGAGUCAAAGUCAAGCUGGUGGUCUCACGUGGAGGAGACGUGUCGGUGGAGCUGCCCUUCAUCUUAAUGCAUCCUAAACCUGUGGAGCCCCCGGUGUCCCGCCCACAGUCAGCUGUGCCAGAGAUGGACCCCCCCAUCGAUACCAAUUUGAUAGAAUUCGACACAAACAGCAUCUCCCAGGACGACGACUUCGUGUUCGAGGACUUCGCCCGCCUGCGGCUCAAAGGCGUCGUGGACGACAAGGACGAGGACUGCUAGGAGCUCGCCAAUCCCUUCAUACGCUCGCUUCGAAACCACCACACAAACACACACACACACACACACUCCUACACUCUUCACGUUACAUUCCCCGGUGGAGGGGAUGGAUGAGGGCAUGUUUGGACGGAGGCCUCGCAGGGGCAUCGGUGGUGUUCUUCCUCUCUUGCUUCAGCCAUUUGUCACGCCGCCGCCAUUUUUGCCGCCGUCUUCUCCAUCUGUCUUCUGUUUCUCUUUUUGCUGAAGGUUGAAAAACUAUCAAUGUUAAGCAGCUGCAGGACAGAUGUUGGCGGUGUGGAUUGAAUCUGCUGUUUCUUUCUGUGUAGUCAGGACGUUCAGGUGUGGGCGGGGCUGGUGACAUAUGAGAAGGAAUGAUUGAUCGGCGGAAACAGAAAAAGUAUACGUAGUAGGACUCGCAGUGUUCGUCCUCCUUUACUUUGAAGUCUUUCUUUGAAUGCCGACCGUUUCCGCGGCGACGAUCACCGUCUUGUACAAACAGAAUAUAUAUUUGAAACAUAGAAAAAAGUAAUCUUCUACGAGCAGUUGAGAUCUGUGUUGAGUGGUGAUCGCCGUUUUUCUUAAAAGUAAAUACUGUAGAUGCUUUUUACAUCGUGGCUGCAAGGGGAGGAGACACACACACACACACACACAGUUACAGUCACAGCAGUCUUAUACAGGCGACUGAAGUUCGAUUUCACCAGCAUCCACUCUCUCCUGCUCUCGUCACUCUCUGAACCCCGUCGUCCGCUUUGUAAAACAUUUGUUACGCGUCACGCUCGCGGUUUCUGUGUAAGAACCAUUCCAGCGUUGAUGGAGUUGUUUCCUUUCAUUUAGAACAAUUUCCAUCACUCUGAAGUUAAAGAAUAAGUUGGGUUGUUUUCAGCAUUUUGCUUUUUGUCACCAAAUUUCAUGAAAAGAUCCAACUGAAGGUGUAAAUCACAAAUGACCUGAAAGCAGGUAUAUGAAGCUGCAGCGAUCUAAAGCCAAGAGCUUUUCUCCAUUUGGAACAAGACUUGAUAGAAAUUAACCAAAAUAAUUCCUGCAUAUAAAAUAAGACUGAUAAGUCUGGUGUUAUUCUGUAUUUUUGUUAUUGUCAGCAAUCCCAUGAAAAGGCUAAAACAAACUUUGUUUUUGAAAGAAGAAAUUCACCCACAGAGGAGGAAAUAGUGCUUUUAGUGGACUUACAGGAAGAUGUGUAAUAUGUGGAGCGUUAGAACCACUGUGAGGAAACAUAACAUUUGAAUUUGAGCAUUAAAGUCAAGAAAGUUCAAGAAAAAUGUUUUACAAGUUAAAAUUAUUAACCUCACAAAUCAUUAAUUAAAGUUCAAAAUAUUUCCAGAAUAAAUUUAGAUUUUUACCUGUUGGUUCCCAGUGAAGAUCUUUAAAAACGGCUCACAAAUAUUCUUAUUCUUAAACCAGACUUUUCAUGCAGGUAUUUUUUGGUCGAAGGGUCUAAAGCCAUCGAGUGACUUUUCUCACCGAACGAAGUAAUAAUAUGUGUGAAAUUUUUUUUAAAAGGGACAUUUUGUCAGUAUAAACCUUCUUGGCACAGAGAAAUAAGCUAUCAGACUAUCACCAGACUUCUAUAUGUUUCACUUUUCUUUUCUGCACCAGGUUUAAAUCGGGGUUGUGGUGCCUCUCCGGCUCGUUCAGCUGUGGAUUUGUUCUUCAGUCAGGGAAGUUAAUUGAUCACCGAUAAGCAGAAGCUCCAGUCAGACGUCAGAAUAUUUCAUUCUUUGUUCUUCAGUGAUUUUCACAUCUUUCUGUGAAGGAAUCAAAGGAUCGUGCACACUUGCACUCACUUUAUUGAAGAAGUUUCAGGUUUUUGAGCUUAAGUUGUCCACCGGCUACAGAUAAAUAAACUUUUUUUUUUUUUGCUCACACAGUUUUGAUGUCACCUUCCUCUCCUCUUUAAAAAAAACAGCGUUUAACUGUUAAUAACACCAAACCGAACUGAGCACAAACUCUGAUCACGCUGGAAUCGUUUUUUAAACUCGGAUUAAACUUUAAGCCUGAGUUGGACCUCGAAUCACUCAGCAGACUGAGAUAUUUGACCUGCAUCUGCUUUAAAUUGGUCUGGUUUCUGCUCAUUUGGUCCUGUUUACACCUGACUGACAGUAAAAGUGGACUUCUCUUCCUUUUCUGAAACACAGAGCAGCACUCGCGUCACUUCUUUUAGUUGUGAAAUGCUUUAAAACCGAUGCUAAACUGUGAGUUUAUAUUCAGACUGAAUCAGACCAAUCAGAGAGAGCGGUCAGCUGAAACAGUCCGUGACUCGACCCCACCUGGCUUAAAGGAUCAAACUGUCAUCAUCAGCUUGUUAAAGGGAAAUACUGCUGUUCUUUUGUUUAUCACCAUCUCUGCUUAAAAUUCUCAUUGACCCAAAUGCACUUUCAGCAAAUAUGUAUAAAUACAUUAAGUGUUUAUUUUUGAAGGAUCAAGCUGCAUCUUUUAGUAAUUUAGUUACCACUGUAAACUGCAUUGUGCCUUCUAGAUCUCACUGUUGCCAAUAAGAUAUCUUUUAUUGCCAGUCCCUUGUUUAUUUUUUUGAUUAUUGCGGCUAAAAGCAGAAUUUGCAGUGUAGACUGUGAUGCAGUUGUGACUCUUUUGUUACUCGGUAAAUUGAAGGAACCUACUGUACGUCGACAAAAAGAAAAAAAAAAGCCAAUUAUAAGUACGUCCGGACGAUGAUUCUCUGUUAUUGUCUAUCGUUGUUCCCUAUAGAUAGGCUGUAAGUUCUUGUGUUAGCAAUAACGUUAUUCACAGUGCUUAUGUCUUAAUUACUGAUGAGUUAAAUUUUAAUUGUAGGAUUUUUUUAACGACUAGUCAAGAAAAAAAUGUCUUCUAUUUAAUUAAAAAAAACAUGCACAAGUUUUACCAUCAGCCUUCUGUUUUUAAAUGCUAGCUAUUUAAAACAAAUGUCGAGAUCGUUUUGUGGUAAUUAUUCAUUAAUUUUGCCUUUGAAAUGUGUCCCUAAUUAUAGGCGGUUCGCGUGUUUUCUGCCCUGAAUAAUGCCUGGCAGGCAGAAGUUAUCAUGUGACCUAAUUGGGAAUACUUUGGUUAUGUGAGAACAACUAAGCCAUCUCCAUGGCAACGGAAAUGUGUUUGAAAGCCUCGGAAACAACGAACAAGUUGGACCUUGUGUUGAGGGUUUCUUGUUUUUUGUUUAAUUAAAUUCUUGUAAAAUUCAGACUUUUUGUCUGGUAAAAUUACAACUUGAAUGCCGAUAAUAUGACUUUUUGUUUCAUAAAUUAUUGUAUUGACAUUCGUCACGUUUUAAUCUCAUAAAAUUUAGUCUUUAUUAUGAGUAAAAUUUCUUAGAUUACAAUUUAUUCUCUAAAGGACUUUUUGUCUUAUAAAAAUACAGCUUUCCCGUAACACCGCUGCUUUUUACUGGCUUUAGUUGACUUUGCUCUCAGAACUAUAACUUAACUGUCAAAACACAUUUCAAAUAUUUCAUCGUAAUGAAAUCUCAGUUUAUUUCUCACCGUGGCCCUAAUUCUACAGUCUUAUCACCAGUGUCUAUGUUGUGUGACAUAAAGUUAAAAUACAAAUGACCAAAUCAUACACGAGGAAAAGUGCCAUGAAAACGUCCAGAGCCAAUGAAAACAGUGCAUGAGAGAUGUGACUAAAAUAAACCAAACGGCACCAGUGUUUCCCUUCAAAACCACCACAUGACCCUCCUGCCUCCCCUUCUCCUGAAGCAUCAUCCCUCUUUACGUUUUUGUUUUCUUCAUUCAGACUCAGACAUGAUGUGAAGGACUUCAGCAGCUCGGGUAUUAUUAUCCUCUACUUGAUCUUUUCUCUGUGUGUUCAUUCUUAAAAACAGAUGGCUGAAAGUAGUUUUCAACGUUCGUUCGUCGCCAUAAAAUGUGUCUCUUAACAAGUUUUACCCCCCCCCCCCAAAAAAAAAAAACAAAAACUGCACAGAUCAACAUUUCACACGACACAAGAGCACUGCACUUUCAUUGGAAAACAAACCCUCAGAACUGCAGACGUUAUUACUUUUUUGCUUCUUUCGGGAGAAAAAGAAGAAUGUUGAUCUUUUUUGACGCUUGGCCAUUUUUCAAAAUUGUUGUUUUUUUUUUUGUUGAGUUUCGAGGCUUCACUCAAAUCAACAAACUUUUUUUUUUUUAAAUCUAAAAACUACCCUCCCUUCCCCCUUCGCUCAGUCAGUCAUUGAAGAUGCGACCGUCACCCAGAAGGGAAGAAGAAGAAGAAGAAACAGCAUGUUUUUAAUUUUUUGACUUUUAUUUUUAUUUUCCAAGCAGUGCUGUGAAUCGUACGAGCUGUGAUUCUGUCCUUAUUUUGUCGUGCAUAUGUGGGGUAACUUUGCUAAGUGUGAAAAUAUUUUGACAAGUGCCACGCCCCGGCCUGUGCGAUGCUUACCAUAAUGUCUAUAAAACAGGAAGUGAUUUCUGCUGGUGGGACGAACACCAGAAAAGAUAGAAUUAUGAUUAUUAUGCUUCUGAUUAUUAUUAUUAUUAUUAUUAUGGUGACUUAUUAUUACUUCUACUGUAUCAUCAUUGCGACCAUGAUUAUUCUCAUAAUCAUUUAAGAGUCUAUUGUUUUGCCAUGUAUUUUUUAUUUUGAGAUUUUUAUUUUAGUUUUCUUUUUAUUAUUAAAGGCAAAAUGAACUAACA